AUGGGAAACUCCACACAACCUACAGGGAAUUCCACGAUUAUACCCACAAACUCUAGAGAUUAUUACAGCUGCGCAGGUCCCGACGUCAAGGACUAUCCACCAAAAGGAGAGUGGUUGAGCUUCAAUGCUCUCUGGGGCAUCAAUUCUCCAACAAUCGUCAAAAAUAACAAAGACUCUGCAUACGCCGACUUUAUCAAACAAGGCAUUCAAGAUGUUUCGAGGGCAAGCAAGGUUGACGCUCGCUUGAUCCUGUCCAUCAUUAUGCAGGAGUCUGGAGGCAAUGCCCAAGUUGAGUGUACAGGAUACGACUACAAGAGAGACUGUGGAAUUAUGCAAAUGCGCGGUGCCGCCAAUUUCAGCAGCUCCGAACCCGAGAAAAGCAUUCGCGAAAUGAUCGAAGACUCAGUCUAUGGAGUCUCCGAACCUGGUGAUCUUAGCUGGAUCAAAGGUACCUUCUGGCAAGGCAACCCGUUUGCAGCUGCUCAUCUUUACAACGCCGGAUCUGUGGAAGAAAAUCUUACCGUCCAGGUUGGAGAAAAUCUGAACAGCAAAUGGUACGCAAAUGAUAUUGCUAGCCGGCUCCUUGGCUGGAAUGGAUCCAAGCAAGGCUGCGAGAACAGCCGCAAAUGUCCAAACCACGGAUUUGAGAAUAGGCAAUGUCAAGGCUAA
Messenger RNA from Lindgomyces ingoldianus, 669 nucleotides. RefSeq lists its product as uncharacterized. The transcript is spliced from 3 exons. Bases 1 to 669 code for a protein of 222 amino acids. The record is from RefSeq and is a predicted model, not a curated record. Lineage: Eukaryota; Fungi; Ascomycota; Dothideomycetes; Pleosporales; Lindgomycetaceae.